AUGGCUUCAAACAGGUCCAUGGAAUGGAAUGGAAACUACUCUUCUGUGACCAUGUUUUUACUUCUGGGUCUCUCAGAUGAAAAAGAGCUGCAACUCAUCCUCUUUCUGAUAUUCCUAGUGAUCUACCUGGUGACUCUCAUCUGGAACCUUGGUCUCAUUCUUCUCAUCAGGGUGGACUCCCACCUACACAUACCCAUGUACUUUUUUCUCAGUUUCCUGUCAUUUAUAGACAUCUGCUAUUCUUCUUCCAUCAGUCCAAGAAUGCUUUCAGACUUCUUCGAAGAUGAAAAAAGAAUUUCCUUCAUUGCCUGUGCUACUCAAUAUUUUGUUGUGGCCUGGAUGGGUCCGGCUGAGUGCUGCCUCUUGGCCGCCAUGGCCUAUGACCGAUAUAUGGCCAUUGGCAGCCCUCUGCAGUACUCAGCCAUCAUGGCUCCUGGCCUCUGUGGAAAGAUGGUGGCUGGGGCCUGUGUGAGUGGUUUCCUUAGCAGUUUAUCGCUAACGGUCUCUUGCUUUCGACUUUACUACUGUGGGCCAAAUGUCAUUCAACAUUUCUUCUGUGACUUACCUCAGAUUAUUCCCUUGUCUUGCUCCAAUCCCUUCAUCAGCCAAAUGAUUCUUCUUCUGGUAGCUAUUGUUGUUGGAUUUGGCUCUUUGUUUGUUAUCCUCUUAUCCUAUGGUUUCAUUGCAGCUUCCAUCCUGAAAAUAUCCUCAGGCAAGGGUAGUGCCAAGGCCUUCAAUACCUGUGCCUCCCACCUGGCAGCUGUGACACUCUAUUAUGGCACAACCCUCUCUGUGUACUUGUGUCCAAAGUCUAAUCAGACCAUGAAGCAGGACAAGGUGCUAUCAGUGUUCUAUGUCAUCAUCAUCCCAAUUUUAAACCCUCUGAUCUAUAGUCUGAGGAACAAGGAGAUCAAAGAGGCCCUGAAGAGGCUUAUAAAGAGAGCAACAGCCUUAUAUCAGUCAGAAUAAUAUUUGGGUAGGUAUCAUUACCGUAUAAGGUAGAUGGAGGUAAAAAUGUGUAAGUGACCUUUUGCAUGUCACAUGAAUAGACAGCAAGAAGUAAAAACUUGGCUUCCUUAUUUCUUGGUGCCAUCAUGCUUAGCUGCCAUCAAGAAGUAAUCUAACGAAGUGUUGUUAUACACAGUUUAAAAAGCCAGUUUCCAUUAUUAGAACUUUGAUAAAAGCCUAAAGUGUGAUUGUGAUUUGAGAAGAGAAAUGUUGGUAGAUAUUGUAUGUACAGAAAUGACAAGAGUCCGGGACACCAAGCAGCAUGUUCUUUCCUUCACAGAUUUUCAUUUAUCUUAUUCAUUAUUAAUUUUUCAACAUUUAUAUAUGUUCAAAUAAAACAAAGUUAAAUACUGUAUAAAAUUAAAUACAGGAAAAAUUAAAAAUUAUUUUUAUUUUUUUAUUGUGCUUUUGUGAAAGUUUAGAGUUCAAGGUAGUUUCUCACAUAAAAAUUUAUACACACGUUGUUAUGCGACCAUAGUUGCUCUUCUUAUAAUGAGACAACACACUCCUCAUUUCCACCCAGAUUUCCCAUGUCCUUUCCACGAGCUCCUGUCCUUUUCUGCUCUCUCAUCUCACCUCCAAACAGGAGCUGCCCAUUUAGUCUCACUUAUCUUUUUUUUAUCUACUCAAGUGGAAACCCUGGUGGCAUAGUGUUUAUGUGCUACGGGUGCUAACCAAAAGGUCAGCAGUUAGAA
Molecule: messenger RNA, 1703 nt
Organism: Loxodonta africana (African savanna elephant)
Lineage: Eukaryota; Metazoa; Chordata; Mammalia; Proboscidea; Elephantidae
Product: olfactory receptor 5A1-like
Exons: 1
Coding region: 1-969 (322 amino acids)
Biological process (GO): G protein-coupled receptor signaling pathway
Cellular component (GO): membrane
Molecular function (GO): G protein-coupled receptor activity; odorant binding; olfactory receptor activity
Source: RefSeq, a predicted model, not a curated record